AUGGUGAACCAUCGUACCGAAGAAGAAGCGACAAUUGUGAUCGAUGUUGGAAGCUCGAGCGCGAAGGCGGGCUUCUCUGGAGAGGACAUGCCGCGAGCUGUUUGCCCCUCGGUCGCAGAAGAUCUACACCUCUCCGCGGAGGAGUUAUCCACCUAUCGCGCAAGGCGUCCCGAGAGCCGGGAGUGUUACCUGGAGUACGGAAACACGGGUAAGGACGACGAAGCGGUCGCCGCCGGCGAUCACCCCGUGCGGCGAGGCGUUCUGCGGGACAUCGACGAGAUGGAGAAACUCAUGGACAACCUCUUCAACUUCGAGCUGGCCGCGUACGCUGGUGCUCACACUCCGGUGCUGAUGGUGGAACCACCUUUAAACGAGCGCUCGCAACGGCAGGAGAUGGCUGCAAUGAUGUUCGAGACGUUCAAGGUACCGGCUCUCAGCGUGUGCAACUCCUCCGUGCUGGCGCUCUUCGCCUCCGGCAGGACGCGCGGGUUGGCCCUCGAGGUCGGGGGCGGCGUCGCCCACGCGGUCCCCGUCUUUGAGGGCUUCGCGCUCAACCACGCCGUGCUCAGGCUGGAGGGGGCGGGUCAAGACAUCACCAAUCGAUUGAAAGGCCUCCUCGAGGAACGGGGACACCACCUGCCGUUCGAUACGGUUCGAGACGUCAAAGAAAGCCUGUGCUACAUCCCGACAGACCGCGGCGUUGCCCCCGGCGAGGACGAGUACGAACUGCCGGACGGGAACACGGUCACCCUAGACUCGGAAUGCCGCAGCCAAGCUGCAGAGCUGAUUUUUAACCCUGACGCUGGGGGCAAGGACUUCGCGGCGCGGGCAACAGACGGCGGUCUUGCGAGCAUGGUCAUGCAAAGCAUCUCCAUGUGUGACAAGGAUAUCAAUCCUGACCUCCUGGGGUCCGUUGUGGUGGCGGGAGGAACGACGAUGAUGGCGGGGUUCGUAGAGCGUCUUCAAGACGAUCUAGACAGGGUCUCUCCGCCGGGGGCACCUAUGAUGGCGAGCGUCAUACCCCACCCUACGAGCCACGAACCCGGCUACAACGCGCAGAGAAAGCACGCGCCAUGGAUAGGAGGCUCGAUGCUGGCGUCGCUGUCGCCGUUCAAGCAGCUACAAGUCACCCGACAAGAGUACGAAGACAGCGGGGAGAGCAUCAUCCAUCGGAUUUUCUUGUGA
Messenger RNA from Ectocarpus siliculosus, 1185 nucleotides. NCBI's taxonomy places the organism in Eukaryota, Phaeophyceae, Ectocarpales, Ectocarpaceae. The record is from the annotation of a GenBank genome assembly.